CUGCUGCAUACACAUAACUUCAGCUCAUCCAGCAGCGAUCACAACCAGCACAGCAGAGUCCUGCAUACACUGAGCAGAUGAGCCUAGAGCAGCAGCCCCUGAUCAUGUGACUCCUCCUCCUCCAUGUGACUGAUCACAUGACGGUGACAUCAUCGCAGGUCCUGUAAGCACACGGCUCCUGUACAGUCUGCAGGUGGAGGUAUAUACGGUUGUGGUGACAUCAGGAGCGCUGGGGGAGGGGACAUUACUAUUAACCCCUUCAGGUCCACAAGGUUUUAUGACUUAAGGAAGAAGAUCACAAGAUCCAGAACUUUCUGUGUAUUUGUCUCUUUCUCCGUCUGUUGUUGUUUCUAUUAGCAGCCGCCAUUUCUCAUCAUCUCCUCUUCUUCCCUUCAGGUUUCUCCAAUCCAGGAUCCUCUGCUGAUAUCUUCUAUAUAAGAGAAUUCUCCUGGAUGACCCAUCAACCAUGGAGAGAGACAGGAACAAGAUGGCCGACAGGAUCAUAAACCUCACCCUACAGAUACUCUUCCUGCUUACUGGAGAGGAUUACACAGUAGUGAAGAAGUCCUCUAGUGGGCGCUGUCGGGCCCCUGUGUGUGAAGGAUGGGGAAGAACCCUGAGCCCAAUCCCGGGGCCCCCACCUCACUCCCUGAUACAUGAGGAAAUGGAUGAACAGAAGAUCCGAGAACUUAUCAACAAGAUGAUGGAGCUGCUGACUGGAGAGGUUCCUAUAAGGUGUCAGGACGUGGCGGUCUAUUUCUCCAUGGAGGAGUGGGAGUAUGUAGAAGGACACAAGGAUCAGUACAAGGAUCAGGUGAUGAUGGAGGAUCAGCAGCCCCUCACAUCACCAGUCAGAUCCAGUAAGAGAACAGCACCAGAGAGGUGUCCCCGUCCUCUUCUUCCACAGGAUGAUCAGAGAGAAGAUCUGAACUAUAUUAAUGUUCCAGAGACAGAUGUGAGCAGUGAUGUGCAGUAUAAGGAGGACAUUCCUACAGGGAAAAAUCUGAUCUAUAUUAAAGCUACAGACAUAAAGGAAGAAGAAGAGACAGAUGUGAGUGGUGAUGAGCAGUAUAAGGAGGACAUUCCUACAGGAAAAGAUCUGAUCUAUAUUAAUGCUACAGAUAUAAAGGAAGAAGAAGACACAGAUGUGAGCGGUGGUGAGCAGUAUAAGGAGAACACUCCUACAGGUAACUGCCCAGAUUCUUGUAGCAGGAGAUCAGAGGAGAAUCUUAUAUCUUCAGAUUAUAAAGCAGAUGAUGAUAUCACACAAGAUACAUAUGAAGAACAUUCCAUUAUCCCAGAUACACCCUCAGCCCUUCACAGCCAAGAUCUGUCAUCUCAUCCUUAUAUACAGGUCCUGUCUUCUCAUUCAUCACAGGAUGUUCAGCAAAAUAAGGAGAAGCCAUUUUCAUGUACAGAAUGUGAGAAAAGUUUUAGUCACAAAUCAUAUCUUCUUGAACAUCGAAAAAUUCACAUAGGAGAGAAACCAUUUUCAUGUUCAGAAUGUGGGAAAUGUUUUAGCCAUAAGCCAAAUCUUGUUCAACAUCAAAGAACUCACACAGGAGUGAAGCCAUUUUCAUGUUCAGAAUGUGGGAAAUGUUUUACUCAGCAAGGAAAUCUUGUAACACAUCAAAAAAUCCACACAGGGAUCAAACUGUUUUCAUGUUCAGAAUGUGAAAAAUGUUUUACUCUUAAGUCAAAUCUUGUGAUGCAUCAGAGAACCCACACAGGAGAGAAGCCAUUUUCAUGUUCAGAAUGUGGGACAUGUUUUACUCAGAAAUCCAGUCUUGUUAAACAUCAAAAAAUCCACACAGGGGUCAAACAAUUUUCAUGUUCAGAAUGUGAAAAAUGUUUUACUCUUAAAUCAAAUCUUGUGAAGCAUCAGAGAACUCACACAGGGGAGAAGCCAUUUUCAUGCACAGAAUGUAGAAAAUGUUUUACCAUGAAAUCAAGCCUUGUUGAUCAUCAAAAAACUCACACAGGAGUGAAGCCAUUUUCAUGUUCAGACUGUGGGAAAUGUUUUACUAAGCAAUCAAAUCUUGUUCAACAUAAAAAAACACACACAGGAGAGAAGCCAUAUUCAUGUUCAGAAUGUGGCAAAGGCUUUUCUCAGAAAUCCAAUCUUGCUAAACAUCAAAGAACUCACACAGGGGAGAAGUGAUUUUAAUGUUCAGAAUGUGGGAAAUGUUUUACUUGCAAACCAAGUCUUUUUGUACAUCAAAGAACUCACACAGUGGAGAAGUUAGUUUCAUGUUCACAAUGUGGAAAAUGUUUUACCCAGAAAUCAGAUGUUGGUAAACAUAAAAUAACCCACACAGGAGAGAAGCCAUUUUAUUUACAAUGUGGGAAAUGUUUUACUGAGAAAUCACAUCUUACCAGACAUACAAGAACUCACAAAGGAGAGAAGCCGAUUUAUCUAUAUAUUAACCAUGUACAUAGGAUAUCUGACAUUUAUACAUAUAUCAUAUACUGCAUCUCCAAACUUGUUCCCAAUUGUUAAUAAAAGUUUUC
Messenger RNA from Hyla sarda, 2511 nucleotides. RefSeq names its product oocyte zinc finger protein XlCOF7.1-like. The transcript has 6 exons. The coding region runs from base 467 to 2161 and encodes 564 amino acids. NCBI's taxonomy places the organism in Eukaryota, Metazoa, Chordata, Amphibia, Anura, Hylidae. The record is from RefSeq and is a predicted model, not a curated record. Gene Ontology annotation, biological process: regulation of immune system process; negative regulation of transcription by RNA polymerase II; regulation of cytokine production.